AUGUUCUCGCCAUCAAUCAAAUUGAAAAAAAUAUUGAUCGGUGGAUUUGAAGAUAUUAGAAAAGUCCUUGACGCGUCAAACUCUGGGAAGGAUGGGGAGGAUGACAGCGAAGAAAGAGAAGGUGGAAAUGAAGAAAAAGAGGGGGACGAUCAAGUGGAUAUCCCGGCUGGCCAUGAAGUUGAUUUCGAGUCUUUGGAGAAUGGACUCAAUAAUAUUGCUGUUGAAAAAAUGAGAGUGGUUUUGUGCGAUGACACUGAGAUUAUUCAAGUCGCAAAGCACUAUAAAGUUGAUCCUGAAUCUCGGUUCAUCACUCUGACUGCCUCGAAAGCUGAAUUCUUUAUUGAGCCCGAGCGAUUUGAUGCUUGGCUUCUGAGGCAUCCAAAGGGUUAUUUCCACCAAUUUGUAUUGACAAGGAAGUAUGACAACAAAACUGCUAAUCUGCACCGCCUCACUUAUGAAUGCCAAUGCGCUGGCAAGAAGCGCGUAAGGAAAGAUAGACCUCAAGGAGGUGUCGCCGGCAAAAGCAGAAUCGAUGCUCCAGGAAAUAAACAAGGGUGUGGAGCAAAGACAUGA
This is a messenger RNA of Lobosporangium transversale, 573 nucleotides long. RefSeq lists its product as hypothetical. The coding region runs from base 1 to 573 and encodes 190 amino acids. The transcript has 3 exons. Lineage: Eukaryota; Fungi; Mortierellomycota; Mortierellomycetes; Mortierellales; Mortierellaceae. The record is from RefSeq and is a predicted model, not a curated record.